AUGCAGGAGGAGAAAGAAUUUGUCUCGGACCUUAUAGAACAAGGUGUCCCUACAGCUGAAGUGAUGGAGAAUGUGGAAGCUUAUUUAAAAAAAGAAGGCAAUAUCGGCAUAGAGGAAGGCAUCAGACGUUUAGAAGCAAUUUAUAGAAAGUAUAAGCAGGUUGAACAGCAACUAACUGAACAGAAAUCACGAUUAGUUUCGAAGCUUCCAGAUUUGGAAAAGUCAGUCAGAGUUAUUAAUCAUUUAGAAGAAAAAUCGAAAAAAAAAGAAAUUGUUGAAGUGACGCAUUUGCUUAGCGAACAUGUUUAUCAGCGGGUGAAAACAGAUUCACCUGAUAAGGUGCUUCUAUGGCUUGGUUCUAAUGUUAUGGUUGAAUUCAGCCUAAACGAGGCGCGAUGCAUACUUGAAGAUAAUUAUAAAACAAAGGAUGGAGUGACGAAAUAUGAAAAAGAGUUGGCAUUCCUCAAGGAUCAGAUAACGACAACAGAAGUCAACAUGGCUCAUGUUUACAACUAUGGUAUUCGACAGAGAGCAGAUCGAUGA
Molecule: messenger RNA, 543 nt
Organism: Brugia malayi
Lineage: Eukaryota; Metazoa; Nematoda; Chromadorea; Rhabditida; Onchocercidae
Gene: Bma-pfd-3
Product: Prefoldin subunit family protein
Exons: 6
Coding region: 1-543 (180 amino acids)
Biological process (GO): tubulin complex assembly; microtubule-based process; protein folding
Cellular component (GO): cytoplasm; prefoldin complex
Molecular function (GO): tubulin binding
Source: RefSeq, a predicted model, not a curated record